AUGAAGGCUUCCAUCGUCCUCCUUGCUGCCGCCGGCCUCGCCGCCGCCCAAAACAUCCCCACCUGCGUUACCACAUGCUUGGCCCAGUCCUUGAGCGGCACCGACUGCCAGGGUAUCGAUAUCACAUGUAUCUGCAAGAACAUCAACACCAUCAUGGCCAAUGGAGCCGACUGCUUCGCCAAGAACUGUAGCGCCGACGAGCUCAAGUCUGCCCAGUCACUUCUCACCACCCUCUGCCCCAACGCUUCCGUCUCCGGCAGCAUCUCUGCCUCCGGCUCUUCCUCCGGCUCUGCUUCUGCCUCUGCUUCUGGCACCACCACCGGCUCCGCCUCCGGGUCAACUGGCUCCUCAUCUGGAUCCUCGACCCCGACCGGCUCUGCUGCCUCUGCUACCGGAACCGCUUCCACCUCGUCCGGCGAGGCGAGCUCCACGACUGGUUCUUCCGCUUCCAGGUCUGCCAGUUCGGCUUCCAGCUCGGCUGCCAGCGCCUCCGCCUCCGCGACUGGCACUGGCGAUGCCGGCCGACCUGUCGUCGGAGCCGGUCUCGCCAUGUUCGCUGCCUUCCUUGCUCUGUAA
This is a messenger RNA of Clonostachys solani, 576 nucleotides long. The record is from the annotation of a GenBank genome assembly. NCBI's taxonomy places the organism in Eukaryota, Fungi, Ascomycota, Sordariomycetes, Hypocreales, Bionectriaceae.